Messenger RNA from Mycena indigotica, 957 nucleotides. RefSeq lists its product as uncharacterized. Lineage: Eukaryota; Fungi; Basidiomycota; Agaricomycetes; Agaricales; Mycenaceae. Bases 1 to 957 code for a protein of 318 amino acids. Gene Ontology annotation, molecular function: nucleic acid binding; zinc ion binding; ubiquinone binding. The transcript is spliced from 12 exons. Gene Ontology annotation, biological process: ubiquinone biosynthetic process; cellular respiration. Gene Ontology annotation, cellular component: mitochondrion. The record is from RefSeq and is a predicted model, not a curated record.
AUGGCGUCCCGAAAGAACAGUUCUUGCUUUAAGUGUGGCAACCUUGGCCAUAUUGCUGAGAACUGCUCUUCUGAACAACGCUUGUGCUAUAACUGCCGCCAGCCGGGUCAUGAAUCGGCUGCUUGUCCUUCUCCACGCACUGUGGCUGCUAAGCAGUGCUAUUCGUGCGGUGGUGUCGGCCACAUCCAAGCUGAUUGUCCUACCUUGCGUAUUCAGCAACAGAGUGGCGGGCAGAAGUGUUAUAAUUGUGGGCGGUUUGGGCAUAUCGCCAAAAUUUGCCCUGUAGGUAAUCCGGUAUUCACGGCUCGCCCUCCACUUCCUGGUCGAGCCCUAAACACUUCCACACUCCCUCUUGUCAGAUGCUAUCGCUGUGGAGGCCCCAACCACGUAGCUCGCGAUUGUCUGGCUCCUCCUGGGGAUGAUACUGCGGUCAAGCCGAAAUCAUUAUCUUGCUACCGUUGCAAGCAGGAGGGUCAUAUUUCGCGCGACUGCCCUGAGAAUGCGGAAUACGUCCACAUGCUUUGCAUUUCGCGUCUCCCUCGCGUGUCGCGUCGUCAUCUAUUUUCACUCCCAAAUUUUCUCCCAAGCGAGUUACAGACGUAUCAAGAGCACAAACGGCUUCCUUACACCCAACAACAACUUUACAAUGUGGUGUCGGACGUCGCGUCCUACCGCCAUUUCAUUCCCUUCUGUUCCUCCUCGCACAUCCUGAGCUCAACCGACCCUACAAAAACGCCGCUACUCCUCGAAGCUGAGUUAACGGUCCAAUUUCUGGCAUUCAAGGAGAGCUAUGUGAGCCAAGUAACUUGUACUCCAUUGGAGUCCGUCGAGGCCGUUGCUUCGUCCUCUACUCCACUUUUCAAGCAACUCAAAACAACCUGGCGCUUCAAACCGGAUGGGCGCGCGACGAUUGUGAGCCUCGAUCUCGCUCUCGAAAAUGAUGGUGAAUGCGUUUGA